AUAACAUUAAAAAAAGAGUUUUUAUUUUAUUUUUCUUUUUUAAGUCUCUGCCUAUAGUUUUUCUGUUUGAAAUACACAGAAAAAAAAAAAAAAAAAAACUGAGAGAUACAGAGAAGAAAAGAAAAAGACACAGAGGGGAACCAAAUGAAAUGAUUGAAAAGAGAGCCAAGAAAAAAGAAACAAACCCUUCCGAAACGGUUUCGUUUUGCUCUCAGCGCUUUAGGCCCGACGCUUCUCCGGUCGCCUUCGGCGACUCUCCGGUGAGAUUAUCCUGAACCGAUAACGGAUCUGUUAGGAACAAGGAUCUCGGAUCUGAGCGAAAACGAUGCCGUCUCACGCGAAUCUGGACCGGCAGAUCGAGCAUCUGAUGGAGUGCAAGCCUCUGCCGGAGGCGGAGGUGAAGGCGCUGUGCGAUCAAGCCAGGGCUAUUCUGGUGGAAGAGUGGAACGUUCAGCCGGUGAAGUGCCCCGUCACCGUCUGCGGCGAUAUUCAUGGCCAGUUCUAUGAUCUCAUCGAGCUUUUCCGGAUAGGUGGAAAUGCUCCCGAUACUAAUUAUCUCUUCAUGGGCGAUUAUGUGGAUCGUGGGUACUAUUCAGUGGAGACUGUUACACUUUUGGUGGCCUUGAAAGUCCGUUAUAGAGAUAGAAUUACAAUUCUCAGGGGAAAUCAUGAGAGCCGUCAAAUUACUCAAGUGUAUGGCUUUUACGAUGAAUGCUUGCGAAAAUAUGGAAAUGCCAAUGUCUGGAAAUUCUUUACCGACUUGUUUGAUUAUUUACCUCUUACUGCCCUCAUUGAGAGUCAGAUUUUCUGCUUGCAUGGAGGUCUCUCACCAUCUUUGGAUACACUGGAUAAUAUCCGAGCCUUGGAUCGCAUACAGGAGGUUCCACAUGAAGGACCAAUGUGUGACCUCUUGUGGUCUGAUCCAGAUGAUCGCUGUGGUUGGGGAAUAUCCCCACGUGGCGCUGGAUAUACAUUUGGACAGGAUAUAGCGGCUCAGUUCAAUAAUACCAAUGGUCUCUCCCUGAUAUCUAGAGCUCACCAGCUUGUCAUGGAAGGAUACAAUUGGUGCCAGGACAAAAAUGUGGUGACUGUAUUUAGUGCUCCAAAUUACUGUUACCGAUGUGGGAAUAUGGCUGCCAUACUGGAAAUUGGAGAGAACAUGGAUCAGAAUUUUCUGCAGUUUGAUCCAGCUCCCCGGCAAAUUGAGCCUGACACUACACGAAAGACUCCGGAUUAUUUUUUGUAACUUCAUAUAUCUAUCUGUAGUUACUACUGUCUGCUGUUACUGUAGAUGUGUCUUUAAGGAAAGAGGAGUUUCACUGUUUUAAGUGGAGGGCUAUCAUCACCAUAAUUCUUUCUUUUGGAGUUUGUCUGCUAUUGCUGCUGUCUUAUUCGGACAAGAAACCGAUAGAAUUGACACAAUUGGUGUUGUAUAUUUUUGAUAGGAGGAAGCGGCAAAAACAUGGUAUAUCUUGUGCUGUAAUUUUUUUAAAUUAAAUUUCAAGUUAGAGAGCAGAUUUUUGAGUUCUGACCAUCAUGUUCAUUUGAGACAGUUGAUGGUGACAAAUGCAGGUGUUGGUUUUCACAUAAGUGAAAGAUAAUAAGAUAUGGGUAGAGCCCCUAAGAGGGUUGAG
Messenger RNA from Abrus precatorius (Indian licorice), 1634 nucleotides. Its product is annotated as serine/threonine-protein phosphatase PP2A catalytic subunit-like. Gene Ontology annotation, molecular function: protein serine/threonine phosphatase activity. Gene Ontology annotation, cellular component: cytosol. The transcript is spliced from 6 exons. Bases 326 to 1246 code for a protein of 306 amino acids. Gene Ontology annotation, biological process: mitotic cell cycle; peptidyl-serine dephosphorylation. NCBI's taxonomy places the organism in Eukaryota, Viridiplantae, Streptophyta, Magnoliopsida, Fabales, Fabaceae. The record is from RefSeq and is a predicted model, not a curated record.